Messenger RNA from Vigna umbellata (rice bean), 1597 nucleotides. Its product is annotated as sufE-like protein 1, chloroplastic/mitochondrial. Gene Ontology annotation, biological process: iron-sulfur cluster assembly. Gene Ontology annotation, cellular component: chloroplast. Lineage: Eukaryota; Viridiplantae; Streptophyta; Magnoliopsida; Fabales; Fabaceae. The record is from RefSeq and is a predicted model, not a curated record.
UCUAUUCUUAGGCCACGAAAAGCCUACAAACUAAUGAAUGAAAGAUUGUCUCUGUCACUUUCAGGUACAUUCUCAACUGCUGUAACUAUCUUCAACAAUGGCUACCAAUUCGGUUUUAUCAUCUUCCUUUCGAUUUGUCACUACCACAAUCCCUCUCUCCCUCUCUCCCUCUUCCCCAAAACCCCAACUUUCCUUCCUUCUCUAAGAAAAACUCUCUUCUCUAAAUCCAUCACCUUCCAGAGACUUCCAUCAUCAUCACCACCGCCGCCGCCGCCAUCAUCAUCGUCAUCAUCAUCACCGUUGCCAUCAUCCAAUUCCCUUCAACCCAUCGAAGACCUUCCCCCGAAGCUCCAAGAAAUCGUCCACCUUUUCCAAUCCGUCCACGAACCCAAGGCCAAAUACGAACAGCUCCUCUUCUAUGGCAAAAACCUCAAACCCCUCGAGCCCCACUUCAAAACCAACGACAACAAGGUCCAAGGUUGCGUCUCCCAGGUCUGGGUCCGAGCCUACCUCGACCCCAACCGCGACGUCGUCUACGAAGCCGACUCCGACUCCGUCCUCACCAAAGGCCUCGCCGCGUUGCUCGUUCAGGGCCUCUCGGGUCGACCCGUUGGUGAAAUCAUUCGGGUCACGCCAGAUUUCGUCACGCUGUUGGGGUUGCAGCAGAGCCUGACCCCCUCGAGGAACAACGGGUUUUUGAACAUGCUUAAAUUGAUGCAGAAAAAGGCGCUUAUGCUGUACGUGGAAGCUGAAAGGGGUGGUGAGUUCACUGAAUUGAAGUCACCCGAGUCGAAUUCUGAUAGCAUUGUUGAAAAUCCUUCAAGGGGUGGAGAAAGUUCUGAACUUGGUGAGGGUGAUGUUGGUUUGGAUUCUGAGGGUGGUGUGGAAUUGGGAGGGAGGGGGAAGAGUAUAAGGGAGAAGUUGCAGAAGGAGCUUGAGCCUGUUGAGUUGGAGGUUGAGGAUGUGUCUUAUCAGCAUGCGGGGCAUGCUGGGGUUAGAGGGAGUGAUGGAGAAACGCAUUUCAAUGUUAGAGUUGUGUCUAAGGAGUUUGAAGGGAAGAGUUUGGUUAAGAGGCAUAGGCUUAUUUAUGGCCUUCUGCAAGAGGAGCUGGAAACUGGAUUGCAUGCCUUGUCUAUCGAGGCGAAGACGCCGGCUGAAGUUGAAGGAUGAGAGUUCAUUAGGCUGCAAGAGAGGUCAAGGUUUUCUGAGUUUUGUUUGUUGAACCAUAAUGGUGCUCGGUAUUGUUAGAAGGGUUAUUGUGAACAAGUCCCGUGCCAUUGUUACCUAAAUUUCUCUGCAAACGGAGGAUUUAACUAAGGUUCCCCAUAUAUCAGAAGAUGUAAAGGCGAUGGUCAGAUCAGAUGCAAAGGUUUUAUUGGAAAGAUGUUCCCUACUAUUUCUUGUCCUGUUGGAAAGUCAUAUGCAGAAUUGACUCUAGAAUUCAACCUCAAACAUAUGGUUGUUGAAGACUAAUAUAUAGUUUCUACCUCUAUGGUAGAGGUGGUGCCACCAAGUGGAUGGUUGUCAGAAUUGGAAACCAAAGUGAUCAAAAAGUCAAAUAGAUCAGUGGCUAUAACUGCAGAGGUCAAAUCCUCUU